Molecule: messenger RNA, 803 nt
Organism: Daphnia pulicaria
Lineage: Eukaryota; Metazoa; Arthropoda; Branchiopoda; Diplostraca; Daphniidae
Product: transcriptional regulator ATRX homolog
Exons: 4
Coding region: 312-779 (155 amino acids)
Cellular component (GO): nucleus
Molecular function (GO): ATP hydrolysis activity
Source: RefSeq, a predicted model, not a curated record
GGGCAGUCCGCCAGGGCUAGCGGAUUUCCAUGAGUUGUAACGGAUCUGCACACAUCCCAAGGCACUGACCGAUACUAAAAUUACCGAUAACGAAGAAAAUCGUGAAACGGAAGCUCCUAUCCAGCGCCGAUCCAGCACCUGGUGGUCUCGACUGGUCAGAGACGAAGAUAUGUCGAGGAUGGAACAUAGCGCGAAAAUUACUUUACUUGUCGAUAUUCUUCGCCGGUGCAAGACUAGCGGGGAGAAAGUCCUGGUUUUUAGCCAGUUUCUUUAUACUUUGAAUUUUAUCGAGGAAUUUCUCGCAGGUGAGGAUGAAAGAAACAGAACGAUCCCGGAAAACAACGAAACUAUUUCUCAUUUCCCCUAAAGCUGGUGGCGUUGGGAUAAAUUUGGUAGCCGCAAACCGUGUCAUUCUUUUUGACGCGUCGUGGAACCCGUCGCAGGAUGUGCCAAAUAUCUUCCGCGUUUAUCUUUUGGGUCAAACGAAACCAUGCUUUGUUUAUCGCUUCAUCGCACAAGGGACAAUUGAAGAGAAAAUUUAUGAUCAACAAGUCACAAAGCAAUCGCUAUCAUGCCGAGUGAUCGAUGAACAUCAAAUUAAACGUCAUUUCAGUGAGGGGGACUUGAAUAAGUUUUAUGUAUACGAUCCCAACAGUCACCUAAAUCGACCACCUUCACCGAAGCCAAGAGACAGUCUGUUGGCUGACCUCGCCCUCGAAAGAAAGGACUGGCUUCUCGCUUUUCCAGAACAUUUCAUUUUUAACAUUUCUCAUCGCUAGGUGGCAGUUUGGUAUGUUUAUUGU